Closterium sp. Naga37s-1 is the source of this 873-nucleotide messenger RNA. NCBI's taxonomy places the organism in Eukaryota, Viridiplantae, Streptophyta, Zygnematophyceae, Desmidiales, Closteriaceae. The record is from the annotation of a GenBank genome assembly.
AUGGGAAAGGAGUGGAUCAGUGAAAGUCGUUAUUUGAAGCGCGUUAAGGGACGCCACAAGGGAGAGUCCUCUUUCUCAUUUUUUUACCUAUUUCCCUCCCCUCUCUUCCCCUGCCUAGUAACGUCAUGCAUCUCUCAUCCCCCACGCUCUCUCUUCAUCUCCCCCGCUCUCCCCCACGCCUCCCGCUUUCCCCUCAGUAGCCUGCGUGCGCCGCUUAUCCACCCGUGCUCCUUUGCUUUCUCCCCUCCCUCUGCACCCACUUCUCAUCUUCGCUCUGCUCACCCCUCGUUCCCCCUCCUCUCCCCUUUCCCCCCUAUUCCGCUCCCCUUGCCACCGCCCCCUCAUCAUCCCCCAUUUCCCUCACCUCCUUUGCCCCUUCAUGUCCGUCCUAACCAUCCCCAUCCCCCCUCCCUCCCCUCCGCCUUCCCCCACUCACCCCUCAUCUGCCCCCACCCAUUCACUCCUCGUGCGCAUCCCCCAUCCAUCCCUCUUGCCAGGCAACCCACCCACCCAACCCCCCUCCUCCUCCCCCUCCGCCUCCACGCUCUCCUAGUCCCCCCCCAUCUCUCAUUCCACCCCCACUCACCCCUCAUCUGCCCCACCCAUUCACUCCUCAUGCGCAUUCUCUCAUGCCCCCCCGCCACCCCCCCCCCCCCCCCCCCCCCCCCCCCCCCCCCCCCCCCCCCCCCCCCCCCCCCCCCCCCCAUCUCUCAUUCCACCUCCACUCACCUCUCAUUUCCUCGCAGCUCUCUUUCAAUUCUCUCCACGCCCCUCUCCCGCUCAAUCCCCCAUCUUCCCCUCCUCCCGCCCCUAGCUGGCCUUGUUCUCUGCGUGCCAUUUUACCGACUCAAUUGCCUGGUUUGGCACGGGUGA